This is a messenger RNA of Sardina pilchardus (European sardine), 4623 nucleotides long. RefSeq names its product sterile alpha motif domain-containing protein 9. The transcript has 4 exons. The record is from RefSeq and is a predicted model, not a curated record. Gene Ontology annotation, cellular component: cytoplasm. NCBI's taxonomy places the organism in Eukaryota, Metazoa, Chordata, Actinopteri, Clupeiformes, Clupeidae. Bases 1 to 4623 code for a protein of 1540 amino acids. Gene Ontology annotation, molecular function: protein binding.
AUGGGGUCAGAGGCUGGUAUCAACACCAGAGCUACCUUCACCAGAGACUUUGUGAGACACAGCACUCAAAGAAUCCUCGAUAGAAAUGCAUGGGGACCCCAUGGCCAUGUAUCACAAGACCUAAGCAGAAAAUCAUCAAUGGAGAAGGGUGCACCAUCACCAGUGCCAGCCCCAGGUCCCAAGGCACCAGACCUGCCACACAGGAUAGAGGACUGGACCAGAGAGGAUGUUCGUGGGUGGUUACUGACCAAUCUGAGGGUGUCACAGGAGUAUGCUGACAAACUCUAUGAUGAAGAUGUUUCAGGAGCCAGUCUUGCCUACUUCGAAAAAAAAGACUUAAUUGAGUUAGGCAUUCGGCAUGGACCUGCAGUUUUAAUUGUUAAAAAUGUAGAGAAGCUUAAGAAAACCUCAGAUGGCUUAGAUAAAUGUUCUGAUACCAAAGAAACAGCAAAAAUGUGUGUAGGUAAGGAGCUCCAGACUGCUAACAGUCCAAAAAUGGAUCCCACCGAUCAAAUGGAAGCUAGGAGAGCUUCAGAACAGGCCAUGUCAAGCAGCUGGACAGAAACGGAGCAGAGCACUGCGUCUCCAGUACAUAUGAAUCAACACCAGAGCCAUGAUUCCAAGAAGGACAUAAAGCCCAAAAUAAAACAAGCUGAUGCCCCUUCUGCAUCUAAACAUCUGCCAGUCGAAAAACGAAUGUGCCAACCACGUCCCUUUGACCAGAACUGUCCAUCCUUUAUGUACACACAACAUGACCUGCUUCCUCCAGAGACAGGACCAACCAAUCUGAUUGAUCCUAUCCAUGAGUACAAACUAUUGAAUAACACAGAGAAUGCCAGUGAGAAAGAGAUUCUUCAUAAAUUCAGCUCAGAGGUGUUCAGGUUUGCCGCUGCAUGCAUGAAUGUUCGGACAAAUGGAACCAUCCAUUUUGGAGUACAAAAUGCACCACACGGUCAGGUGGUUGGCAUAGAUUUGGCUUCACCUGACAAAUACGUUGAUGAGUUUGACUUGCGACUGAAGCAGUAUUUUGAAGAGAACCAAAGUGUUGCACGAGCAUGCAUCAGGCCACCGAAAUUCAUCCCAGUGCAGUGUUUAGAUGGUUCAUAUUCAAAAAAAUGGCUUAUUGAGGUUGACAUUGUACCUACCUAUUCAGAAACUCAAGAGACAUUGUUCUACACUUCUGUCAUUGAAGAGAUUGACAAGAAGAAUUACAAAAUGAAGUGCCUUUAUGUCCGAGAAGGGGCAAAUACCAUUAAUUUACUUGCUGGGAAGAAUCAAAGGAUUGUGCAGGAGAGGGUCAUAGCUGUGUCUGCAGAUGUGCAGACCUGGGCAUCAACUCGCAUGUCCAUGGACAAUGGAAGAUAUCAAAAACUGUCUCAGAGUCAUCAAGGACAAAAGCUACAACAGCUUAUCACUCUCGGUAGAGACACACUUGAGCAAUCCUUGCAAUUUUUGGUUGUUGCAAACAAAUGCCCUGAAAGUGAACUUGAACACCUGAGCUUUUUGAAAGAACUGAAGUUGUUUGCUGUACUCGAUUUUGACCCAGAAUCAGAGGUCACAGGAGCAUGCAGUUUUUUCCGAAAGGAUCGCAUUACUAACCUUCACUUUCCUCGAAUGUACAAUAACUCAGACAGUGUUUCAGCAACUAUAGAAAAGUUAAAUCUCUAUAAACAGACAAGCUGGGUCUUCUGCAAUGGACGGGCAAGUGAGGAAAAUAAGGAUGAUUUACCCUUUGACCCCAGCAACUGGCUGAAGAAACGAGCAGCAGAAGUGAGUGACUUGAUUAAUUUUAUCUGCAAACCUGACAUUCUUCCAAGGGACAGGCUUCUUGUAGUAUUUCUACUUCACUCUGGAAUUACAGAUGUCUCUCACCCCCUCCUUGAAACCUUCUGUACAAUUUACCGGAAACUUGGAGGAGAAGAUAAUAUGCUUUGUAUUUGCAAAGAUUCAACAGUGUUCAGCCAGUGGAAAGAAGUUGUGGGAACACGGUGCCAGAUUGACAUAAGUAGUAAAUGUAUUUACGAGUUGAGCCUGUAUGAGGUAAACUGCACAAUUAAAAAGGUAAAAGAGCCCCAAACUCAGUCAUCACAGCGAUAUUUACCAUCUACUGGUUUGAGCUCUGUCCUCCUGACAAAGAGAGAUGAGGAACUGAUGACCUUCCUUGACAUCCUGAGUGAGAAUGAGUGUGAAAACACAGAGAUCGAGUCCAUGGAAACUUUCAGGGAUUUCAAGAAAAAUAUUGAGGAGACCUUCUAUAGAGGAGGACAAGUGACCUGGUGGAAUUUUUAUCUCUCUGAGAGGCCAGGCUGCUUGCCCUUCAUCAAACGUGAUAAGUAUGAAGAUCUGUACAAUCUGAUGACGCCUACAGGGGGGCACAGUUCCCCAUGCAUCAUCAUCAACUUGUUCCAUCAUCCAGGUUGCGGGGGGACUACUUUGGCAAUGCAUGUGCUAUGGAACCUGAGAAGGAAAUACAGAUGUGCAGUUGUUAAAAACAAUACUGCACAGAACAGUGAGAUUGCAGCCCAAGUCAUACACUUGCUGACCUAUGGGAAAGACCAGCAGUCAAGCUACACCCCUGUGCUACUUUUGGUAGACAACUGGGAUGAUGCUGAGGACUUGCAAAGAUGCAUUCUUUAUGCGGCCCAUGAGAGAAAGCAGGACAGCUUGCUGGUAAUCAUACUAAAUUGCCAAAGAUCCCAGUUCCCUGCCAAAAGUUCCCGAAAGAGUAGAAUCGACAGCAUGUUCAUUACUUAUGAGCUCUCAACCAAGGAACAAGACUUUUUCCACGUGAAGUUGGAAGAACUGAGAGGCCACCAUGACAAACCAGAGACAUUUUACGGUUUUAUGAUCAUGUCUAACAAUUUCAGUGAAACAUACAUAGACGAUCUAGUAUGCAACACUGUCAAGGACCUUAAUGUCUCCACACAUACAGGCCAACUCAUUUCAUUCCUGGCACUACUGAACACAUAUGUCAAUGGCUCUUCCAUGUCCUUGUCACUGUGUGAAGAAUUUGUUGGGAUCAGAAAUGUUCUUUGGGGACAGGAAACAUUGAAGGAUAAAAUGGAUCCUUACUUCACAUUAUUAAUUUGCUUCAAUGUUGAGGAAUUUGGGACAUACCAAGCAGUUCGAUUUCUACACCAGACAAUCGCCAAACACUGUCUUAAGGUUCUCACUGAAAAGUAUCAUCUGAAAUUGAGUGAAAUUGCAACCAACCUCUUGCACUGUGACCUUCUUUAUAAAUCGGGCAUGGGUAAAGACAUACUACUGCAAGACAUUCUAAGUAUGUUAAUCACUCGGCAAAGGAAAGAACUUGGAGAUGAUAAAGACACAUUGUUUUCUCCUUUGGUGGAACAAAUGCCCCUGGCUGAGGGAAAGGAAGUAUUAACACACGCCAUAAAGAGAUUUGACAAGAAUGCAACUGUGCCUCAAGCUCUUUCAAGAAUUUUCUACCUCAAAGAAAAGGAUUUUUCAUCAGCACUGCUGUGGGCCUUGGAUGCCCAACAGAAGAACAACAACUCGUACAUUGCAGACACUCUUGGUCAAGUGUACAAGUGUCGUCUAAAGCAUGAAAUUGAAUGCAAUAAAGAGAUCAGCCCAGACUGCCUGGAUUUGUACUUGGAGGUAGCACUGAAAGCCACGCAAUCUUUCAAAGAUUCACAAGAACUUGCCAAGAGAAAUGAACCCAUGGAUUGUUUUGAGCAAAAAAAUAGAAGACGUCAAGCUGUGUACAAUACAUCUGGAUAUGUUGGUGAAAUGGAUGUGAUCAUAAUCAUCUUAAAUGUUCUUGAGGACAUUUCUUUUGCCAACAAAACUUACGAUCAUCAACAUAGAAUGAGCCAGUUUCUGAAGGGAAACUUACCCAUCAGCGUCCUCUAUGAAACAAGCUGCCCAGUUGAUGAUGCAUUUCUAGCCGUGUUGUCCAGACAUGAGAAAUUCCUGAAAUCGCUGAAGCCAAGGAUGAAGGAGAUCUUUCUAUUCUUUGAGAACUACUUCACAUAUUUGAAACCCAGAUCGAUGGAAUCAAUUUCUCCAGCUGAAGAACGAAACAAAAAAAGAAUCAGAAAAUACAAUGAUUUAAUCACUCUUCUCAAUGAGUUGCUACAAAGUGAGGGAACACACUCAGACCGCACAGAAGUUUACUUCCUUGCCAUGGUACUUCUGUGGCCAGGAAAGGACAGUGCCCUGGAAAUAUCCAAAAACAUCUCUACCUAUGUUACGUCCACAAAGAGGUCCUUCCAUCGCCGCUUCCAUUACAUGUUUCCAGCUAAGAGUUGCAUUGCUCACUUCUACUUGGGAAAGUCAAAGGGUCUAAAGAGGAUUGUCCACAAAGCAAAGAUUGACCAGGCCAUUGACAGUGACAAACAGAAAAAACCCCACCAACUAUGGCAAAGUGGAGCCAUAUGGAAAGAGCCUGGAGUUGACCGUUUGUUGUUGCGAAUAAAAGGGAAAACUGAAAAUGGUGAAAUCUAUGUGUAUCAUCCUGGCAAUCUCAGAAUCCCAGUGCGCCCUGUUUACCUUGGAGGUCUACGUAGUGGACAUAGCAUGGAAGAAGUGUCCUUUUACCUUGGGUUUACCAUGGAUGGACCUGUGGCGUAUGAUCUUAAGUACAUGAAUGACCCAUAA